This is a messenger RNA of Mus musculus (house mouse), 6334 nucleotides long. It is a transcript of the gene Tdp1, whose product is annotated as tyrosyl-DNA phosphodiesterase 1. Gene Ontology annotation, biological process: DNA repair; single strand break repair. The record is from RefSeq and is a predicted model, not a curated record. The coding region runs from base 284 to 2302 and encodes 672 amino acids. The transcript has 17 exons. Gene Ontology annotation, molecular function: phosphoric diester hydrolase activity. Gene Ontology annotation, cellular component: nucleus. NCBI's taxonomy places the organism in Eukaryota, Metazoa, Chordata, Mammalia, Rodentia, Muridae.
GCGGGGCGGAGUCUCGGCGGCGGCGGCGGCGGCCUGGCGGGUCAGGCACUGCCUGGUGAGAUAGAAAAUAAACUGUGGAAAGGAAGCCGUGGGGAAUGUUAUCAGGCUGGUCUUUGGUUCCAAAAGCUCCCUGGCCUGCUGGGAACCUGGUCCUGUUGGAGGGAGCAGUGCAAUCGGAUGCUGACCAGAUCCACUCUUCCACAUUAGAAGCCAUUUCCUACACGAUCUUGACAUUUACAUCGCAGCAGCUCCUCUCCAGCAGGAGAAGGACCUUGUUUGCAUAAUGAGAAGUAUAAUGUCCCAAGAAAGCAGCUACGGGAAGUGGACAAUAUCCAGUAGUGACGAAAGCGAGGAUGAGAAGCCCAAACCUGAUAAGCCGUCAGCAUCCUCUCACCCCCAGGCUGGGCAGGGAGUGUCGAAGGAGCUCAUAUACACCUGCUCAGAGGCCCGCAAGGUUGCACACAAGAGACAGAUCUCACCUGUGAAGUUCAACGACGCAGACUCGGUGCUACCCCACAAGAAGCAGAAGAGUGACUCCCCGGAAGGUCUCGGCUGGUGUCUCUCCAGCAGCGAUGAUGACCAGCAGCCAGAUGUGACACAGCAGGAACAGCCUAAGAGAGUGCUGCCUCAAGAGAAAAAACAUGUCUCCUCACCCGAUGUGACUACUGCCCAGAAAGUUGUGGAUAGAAGCCCUCCUGCCAGCCUUAGGCCCCAAAGGGCAGACGAUGAGUACGAGACCUCAGGGGAAGGCCAGGACAUCUGGGACAUGCUGGAUAAGGGGAACCCCUUCCAGUUUUAUCUCACUAGAGUGUCGGGGAUUAAGGCAAAGUACAACUCCAAAGCCCUCCACAUCAAGGAUAUUUUAUCCCCUCUGUUUGGGACACUUGUCUCUUCAGCUCAGUUUAACUACUGCUUUGACGUGGACUGGCUCAUAAAGCAAUAUCCACCGGAAUUCAGGAAGAACCCGAUCCUGCUUGUGCACGGUGAUAAGAGGGAAGCCAAGGCAGACUUACAUGCCCAGGCGAAGCCCUAUGCGAACAUUUCCCUCUGCCAGGCAAAGUUGGAUAUUGCAUUUGGAACACACCACACGAAAAUGAUGCUCUUGCUCUAUGAAGAAGGCCUCCGAGUUGUCAUCCACACCUCCAACCUCAUCCGGGAAGACUGGCACCAGAAAACCCAAGGAAUAUGGUUGAGCCCUUUGUACCCAAGAAUUGACCAGGGAAGCCACACAGCUGGAGAGUCAAGCACCCGUUUCAAAGCUGACCUCACCAGUUAUCUAACGGCGUAUAACGCUCCCCCUCUGCAGGAGUGGAUAGACAUCAUCCAAGAGCAUGACCUCUCUGAGACCAAUGUUUACCUCAUUGGUUCAACCCCUGGACGCUUUCAAGGAAGUCACAGAGAUAACUGGGGACAUUUUAGGCUUAGAAAGCUUCUGCAAGCGCAUGCCCCGUCCACACCCAAGGGCGAGUGCUGGCCUAUCGUGGGUCAGUUCUCAAGCAUCGGCUCCCUGGGGCCCGAUGAAUCCAAGUGGCUGUGCUCGGAGUUUAAAGACAGCUUGCUGGCACUGAGAGAGGAAGGCCGACCUCCGGGCAAGAGUGCAGUUCCUCUUCAUCUGAUCUAUCCCUCUGUGGAAAAUGUGCGGACCAGCUUAGAAGGAUACCCUGCUGGGGGCUCUCUUCCCUAUAGCAUCCAGACGGCUGAAAAGCAGAGGUGGCUGCACUCCUACUUCCACAAGUGGUCAGCAGAGACAUCCGGCCGAAGUAAUGCCAUGCCACACAUUAAGACGUACAUGAGGCCCUCGCCAGACUUCAGUAAACUGGCUUGGUUCCUGGUCACAAGUGCGAAUCUGUCCAAGGCUGCCUGGGGGGCACUGGAGAAGAACGGCACCCAGCUGAUGAUACGCUCCUACGAGCUCGGGGUCCUCUUCCUCCCGUCUGCGUUUUCCUCACCUGUCCUCCUCCACCCCAGAGGGUUUCAGGAUGGAACUGCUGGCAGAUAUCUUCAGCUCCUUCUCUUUCCUACUGGCCACAGUGGCCGGAGCAUGCCAGCUGUUCUGCAUCAGCCUCUGCUUCCUUCCCUGGGUCUCCUUUCUUCAGGCUUCGCUCCCAGAAGCCGUUUGCAAGCCUCCCUUCUUCCUGCUGCCAGAUGGUCUCUGUUGAUCACAGUUCAGCCUCCUGGUGUGCCUCCCUUCUCCCUCCAGCCAGUGACUCCUGACCACCAAGCCACACACACCCCCUCGCUGCCAACACCUCUUCAGUUUUUUUAUAUUUAUUUUAUUAUUUUAUAUGUUAUGUUUCCCUGAAUGUGUGUCUGUGCAUCGAGUGCUUUCCUGGUGCCCAUGAGGGCCAGAAAAAGGUAUCAGUGUACCUGGAACUGGAAUUGCAUACAAUUGUGAGCCAUCUUGUAGUUGCUGGGAGUCAAACUAGGGUCCUCUGAAAGAGCAGCAAGUGCUCUUCAUAACUGUGAGCCAUCUCUCCAGCCCCUCCUAGAACUUGCUCUACAUGGGCACAUGUAGGGCCCAUGAUUCUUACUGCUCUAGCCAGACCUAGUCCAUCUUAGAGAGCAGCUCCAUGCCCCCAACCUUAGCUAUUCCACCUGCCCCUGAAGGCACUUUUUUCUCUGCAUCCCAAUUUCCCGGAUCCUGGACUCCCUUCAUCUUCCACUUGUAGGGUGGAUGUUGUUAGCAUUCCCUCAUUCCGCCAUGCUGUUCUCCUGUGAGUGUGUGGAGGCUCUGCGAACAAGGCCAUCAGCUGAUGUUGCUCCCUUUAACUUUUUGGACUUGGCAGUCUUCUCUGAGCAGCUGUCACAGAAGCAGCGUGCACAGCAGUUUCUGGAGACUAAGCUUAGUGCAGUGCAUAGCUUAGCAGAUACAUCAGUAUCACCACAUACUGUGUUGUAAAGGCUUCUGAACUGUGGAUGAGCUCUCUUGAAGCAGUCUUGUCGAUGUUAUGUGUUUCUCUCUCUCUCUCUCGCUCUCUCUCUCUCUCUCUCUCUGUCUCUCUCUCUCUCUCUCUCUCACACACACACACACACACACUUUCCUAAGUCUGUAUUUGUGUCGAACUCUAACAAUGUAAUUAUCAAUACAAUUUUCAUUGUAAUACCAGUCCCUGAAUACCCACUAAAUAAAUAAAUACCUUGAAGAUUUCUGUGUUGCUAAUAACCUUACAGUGUUCACUGACAAGAGCAUAGCUUGCUGGGAAAUGAGGUCAGAGGUUACAUCUUUCUUAGUAACCCCUGUCUGAUGCUGAUGAGACGCACCUCAAUGUGUUUCACUCCAAGGUUUCUGGAGACUUAGCUUAUCCAGACUGGUGCAGUCAGCCUGCUGGCCAGACACCAUCCAGAUCCACCUUCCCCAUCAGCCUCCGUGUGUCUCCCGGUCAGAGCUCUAUGUCCAUGCCACCCACAUUUCUGAGUCAUUGGCUGCCAGCAGGGCUACUUCUGUCCUAAGCCUGUGAGCCACUGCAGUCACUGCAGCCUGCACACUGCCUUGAGACCAGUGCUGCAAACAGGAAUAUGUAGAUCCAAUAGGCCGAGGCAGUAGCUAGAGGUUCUCCACUUUCCCACAACUGUGACAGGACCUGACAUUCAGUUAUCUGGCCAUGUGACUUAGCACUUUUAGGGCCUCUGUAGUAGGUACAGAGCCAGCAUGCCUCAUUUACAAGAAUGCCUUUGACAAUUUUAGAAUUGAUCUAGAACAGCAGUUUUCAACCUGUGGCUCAUGACCCCUUGGUGGUCAAUGGAUCCUUUCACAGAGGUCAAAUAUCAGAAUAUAUUGCAUAUCCGAUAUUUAUGUGACAAUUCAUAACAGUAGCAAACUUAGAAUUAUGAGGUAGCAAUGAAAUAACUUAAUGGCUGGGGUCACCACAGCAUGAGGAACUGCAUUAAAGGGUCUUAAUUAGGAAGGCUGAGAACACUGCUCUAGAUGAUGAUGUUUCACCCUUGACAGAAACAGAGAACCAUCCUCGUCUCUUCUGCGCCCCAGGUUCAUUUGCUUCUCAGGCAAUGGAUUCCUACUUUUCUGUCAUCAGGAUUAAAAGGAAGAGAAAAGAAUCAAGUUCAAAGGCCUUGACUUCAGUCAGCAAGUCUACUCUCCCUACUCUGUUUUGGUUAAAUCAUCAUUUUUGUUGCUGCUGCUUUCAAAGAUGGUGCAUACCACAAGCUAACGCUGUCUUCUCAGAUGAUCUUUGGUCAGUCGGGUAGGCUCCACUAAGACGGGUGUGGCUGAGAGAGCUAAAGAAAUUCACAAGCACCGCACCUGAGCCCUCCUCCUUGUCCCUUCACACACUCUGUGCCUGGCUAUUGCUUGGGCUCCCAGUCUCCCAGGAGGUCACAGCUGAGUGAGUGCUCUGUGGAGCAUGUCUUAUAACCUUUAAAUUCCACCCAUGAAUCACUCCCACUGAAAUAAUGUGGGAGGAGACAGACUGGGAGCACACAUUGGAGAACCGCCCAAGAACCAAGAAAGGGAAUUAAUUCUCCAGGGCGCCAAAUGGAAAGACGAAAAGACCUGGAUCUAUAGGAGUCAAAAUGACAGUGGAGAAAGGAGACUUGAAGUGAGAUCAGGAUGGGACCCUGUUUUUCAGCUGGGCUAGACUGGCCCAGUUUCUUUACUCACAUAAGCCUGUCCUAGAGUGAGGACCAUGUAGUGACAAAUUCAUGGUCAUAUGAAAAUUAAAAGCUCGAACCUACAAAGGAUCUGAAAUAAGCCUGGUUGUUUCCCAGAGCUCAAAAAGGCUGUUCCUAGAGAUGGGAGCGGUACGAACUACAGGGCUGAAAGCAGAGACCUGUCCUCUAGGCUCUCAGCCAGAUCAGUCUUCAUGCCACCCCCACUAUUGUACCGGUCCUCCUCCUCCCCAGAAGCUGCACUCUCAAAAGCAUCCCAGCUACCAAAGCCCCUCCUCUCCAGAGCCCUGUUGGUGUGCCCACUCUGUAAGCCUUCCUCAGACCCUGGCUGGAAGCAUCUGAGGGCCAAGGGUACAGGCUACCACCUUUCUGUCAUUUGCUUUCUUACCUAUCAGCCCAGCUGAUAAAGAAGGCGUCUUCCCUUCAGCCUCUUCUGGUUCCCGCCUACAAACUCAUAUGCUGUUCUAGUUCCAGAGAAACCCACUGCCUUGGGUCUCUGUGAGUUCAAGGCCAACCUGAUCUACAUAAAAAACCCAAGUCAACCAGGCAGGAUUACAUAGUGAAAUCCUAUCUCAAAAGACAAACAAAAAACCAGUGCCUCAUGGAGCGUUUUCCACUCAGUUACUACGCAAGCUCAUGCAGCUAACAACAUAAACCACAGAGUAGACUCCUCUAUGUGAUUGAGUCAAACUGCUGAGCAUAAAUGAUCCCAGCUGAGAGAGGGAGAAGCCAGCAAUUUGUCAUGUGUGAUUCAUGUCCACCCUCUCACCUGGUGUUUUAUAAAUGCAUUGUCUUAAGUACUGUGCCUGGGAGGGUGUCUUCCUCUGUUUUGUAAAAUGCCAAGCAAUACCACUGUGAUAUAUAAAUAAUGAUAAUUAGGAGACAGCCUCAAAUAAUUUGACAUGUGAUUGAAGGGAAAAGUGGUGCUUUUUUUUUUAAUACCCUAGAAUUUGGAUCAGAAAUGGCAUUCAAGAAAAAGGCAUAUUGGUUCUUGUCAGAUGUGGAUGGUUCAAACAUUCUUAUGUCUGAGGUCAGACAUCAAAAGAGGAAAGCCAGGCUUGGAACAUGUAGGGCAUCAAAACUGGGUUAAGGCUAUAAAGACUCCCCCAUGGCUUCAUGGCUGUUAAAGAACAUGAUGAGUCUCUGAGCUAAAGACUUGUACAGUUGCAAGACUUUCCACUUUCCUGGUUCUCUGUGGCAAAUAUGAGGACAAUUAUUUGCAUAGUAGAAAGGGCAUAGGACCACAAAUCCCAAAGACAGGGUGUGUGUGGACAGCUGCCAGCCCAGGUUUGUCUCCUCUUCGCUAAAGCAGGAGUCACUGUCACACAGCACACCCUGAGAACUCAGACUGGCUCCUCCCUGAGAAGGUGUUGGUGGCAGUGUCGGCUAGUAGUGUCUUCAGCUCGCCUCAGCAGGCCCAAGCCUGCAGGCGUUCUUGGUCUCCAGCUUCCUUCCUCUGCCUUUUGCAGUUCUAAUUCUUAGGUUUGUGUCUCCCAUGACCAUGACCACUUCCUGUUUCUCUUGUGAGCGCUCGUGGUCACCCGGCUGAGCAGUCUCCAGUCCAGUCCCUUACCCAAGCUCCUCCAGCUACCUCACGAAGAGCUGUCUCCUUCAGAACCUCUGCAGCUCCUCAGUGCCUCUUGAUGAAAACGUCAGACUCUAAAUGGAUCCCUGGGGUGCAAUUGGGUGUGACUGACCGGUAGUCACCAAA